Mesorhabditis spiculigera is the source of this 552-nucleotide messenger RNA. The record is from the annotation of a GenBank genome assembly. NCBI's taxonomy places the organism in Eukaryota, Metazoa, Nematoda, Chromadorea, Rhabditida, Rhabditidae.
AUGGCUCAGGCAAUCGGUGUCUCGAAGAUUCCUGUCAGAGAAGCCCUCAGCCGACUUGAAUCUGAAGGCUUGGUGGUACUCACUCCCAACGCCGGCGCUACCGUGGCAAUACUUACGAUUGGCGAUUACAUUGAGAUGCUGGACAUGCGCCUGGCUCUGGAGUGUCGUGCCUUGGAAUUGGCAGUCCCAAACAUGGCCUCCUCCGACUUCACGAAGGCACGCCAUCUUCUGGCAGCGUACGACCAAGCCAUGACUCAGGAAGACUGGAGUGACCUCAAUAUGAGCUUUCACGCCUGCCUUUAUGCACCCGCUAAUCGUCCCCGCCUGGUCGCCAUGAUUCGCUCGGUGCAAGACCACAUGGGCCGCAUGCUGCGCCUGAGGGUUUCCGGUGUUGCGGGUCAUGGGCGUUCUCACCAAGAACAUAUCGACAUCCUCGAAGCUUGCGAACAGGGCGGUACUGCUAAAGCGGUGGCACUGUUGCGCAAGCACAUUGAGCAGACCCAGCGCGAGGUGCAGGGCUCAUUUCGUCACGCCAUACGGGAGAACGUUGUC